AUGUGUAUCCCGGCUCUCUAUGUGGUAGCAAUUGAGCCUGGGGACGAGGUUCAUGUGAUGACGGUUCAGAAGGCCACUGUCGAGAAGAGACUUCUGAGUUGGGCCUUCUCCAUUUCCCAGCCACCAACCCAGCCAGCCACCAACCCAGCCAGCCACCAACCCAGCCAGGCAGACAGAUGUCACCUUCAGCCUCCUCCCCCGGCCCUCCCUCUGAGCUCUGGCAGCCUGCACCCCCAGACAGGUGAAAACAUCCCAGCCUCUGUCCUCCAUAUCCAGCUGUUAGGCACCAGGACAGUUCAGGUGAAUAACAUCCCAGCCUCUGUCCUCCAUAUCCAGCUGUUAGGCACCAGGACAGUUCAGGUGAAUAACAUCCCAGCCUCUGUCCUCCAUAUCCAGCUGUUAGGCACCAGGACAGUUCAGGUGAAUAACAUCCCAGCCUCUGUCCUCCAUAUCCAGCUGUUAGGCACCAGGACAGUUCAGGAGAAUAACAUCCCAGCCUCUGUCCUCCAUAUCCAGCUGUUAGGCACCAGGACAGUUCAGGAGAAUAACAUCCCAGCCUCUGUCCUCCAUAUCCAGCUGUUAGGCACCAGGACAGUUCAGGAGAAUAACAUCCCAGCCUCUGUCCUCCAUAUCCAGCUGUUAGGCACCAGGACAGUUCAGGUGAAUAACAUCCCAGCCUCUGUCCUCCAUAUCCAGCUGUUAGGCACCAGGACAGUUCAGGAGAAUAACAUCCCAGCCUCCGUCCUCCAUAUCCAGCUGUUAGGCACCAGGACAGUUCAGGUGAAUAACAUCCAAUGUUAAGCCGCUUUAAAGAGAACAUCCUUAAUCUACCAGACCUUGAUUUGUGAAGUGUGCGCUUGUGCACGACCUUGUCUGUGUGCUUGUUUGUGGUUGCAUGUGUCCAUGCACAUAUCUAUCCCUCUGUGUGUGCACGACCUUGUCUGUGUGCUUGUUUGUGGUUGCAUGUGUCCAUGCACAUAUCUAUCCCUCUGUGUGUGCACGUAAGGGUCAUGGGCAGGACACGGUACAGGAAUUGACAGGCUCAGAUAUGGUCUUGAGGUCAUCCACUGUCUCAUUGCCAAGGUAACCAGGUGUCUAGUCAGGAAUGUCCCUCAUUUGCUGUGUUAUAGUGACAACACAUUUUACAUGUUAAUAUUGACAAGUAUUUCCUAAUGAAUCUAUACCGGUAGUACUUUGUUUUGUGGUGUGGUAUUGUGAUGUCUGGCCAUGAAACAUGGUCGCUGUGACAAUAUGGACUGUUGUAAUAACUCCCAAAACACUCUAAUGCCUUUCGAUUGAAUGAAAGCCCCUCAAUGGCAGAUUUGUUUUGCA
Molecule: messenger RNA, 1332 nt
Organism: Oncorhynchus tshawytscha (Chinook salmon)
Lineage: Eukaryota; Metazoa; Chordata; Actinopteri; Salmoniformes; Salmonidae
Exons: 4
Coding region: 1-801 (266 amino acids)
Source: RefSeq, a predicted model, not a curated record